GCCAUUGGUAUACCAGAGCACAUAGAGGUGUAUGGCUGUAGGCUAGUGGAGGUGUUUGCUUACUUGUGGAAACUUUUAGCGGAAGUUUCAAUUAAUUGUAAGAUACCACAGACGACGUAUAUAGUGAUGUAGAUGCCAAAGCGUUUCCCACGUAACAAAAGUUCUGAUGCUGCCUAGACCUGCGCGCACUUCAUGAUAGGCUAUGGAUGAGCGUUGUUGAGCAAGACGAUAUAGGAUAUUGACAGCAUCUUUAGGUCAUUAUAUGCAUAUUAGGCUGUGCCGGUCGGCGAGGUGACAAGCAAAGGACAUACCGAAGUUGCAUUUUGGAUGCAGAUGCGCAUGGAUUUCAGGUGUUGUAUUGCCUAUUUCCAACUCCUUGGAAUAUCCGUCAAUGAUUUAACACAAUUUAAAGCUGAUAAAUAAGAUCAUGGGGGGAGAUCAACUCGAUGCCAACGCAAGCUGGAAUUACAUGCACAACGACUCAACCAAAAUGUGGAGCGACAACGCAUUCACAGCGCCUGUCAUGGUCAUUCUUUUGAUGAUGAUGGUAACUUUGGUGGUUGUGAUAGUUUUGGGAAACGCUUUGGUCAUUUUCGCCUUUAAAGUAGACAAGAGUCUGAGGAGGCAAAGCAACUAUUACUUCCUGAAUCUCGCCAUAUCGGAUUUUCUUGUUGGGGCAUUCUGCAUUCCAGUGUACAUCCCAUACAUCCUGACAGGGAGAUGGAUGUUGGGCAGAGGACUGUGCAAACUGUGGCUGGUCAUGGACUACUUGCUCUGUACUGCCUCUGUCUUCAAUAUUGUCCUGAUCAGCUAUGACCGCUUCCUCUCUGUCACCAGAGCGGUGAGCUACCGUGCCAGACAGGGCAUGACCCACCAAGCCAUCAUGAAGAUGAUAGCAGUCUGGGUCCUGGCCUUUGUCCUCUAUGGCCCUGCCAUCAUCUUCUGGGAGCUGGUGGUGGGGAAGAGCCGUGUCCCGGACGAUGAGUGCUACGCUGAGUUCUACUACACCUGGUACUUCCUCCUCAGUGCCUCCAUGUUGGAGUUCUUCUCCCCAUUAAUCUCCGUAACCUUCUUCAACCUCAGCAUCUACCUCAACAUACGUCGGAGGAGGCUCCGGAACAGAGAUGAGACGAGUGGACAGGCCCACGCGCCUGAUGGACAGCCCCCUCCCCUGGGGAGAGGGGAAUGCCUCCGCCUCACUUCCCUCUUCUCCCGGAACUCGGUAGUGGUUAAGAAGCUGUCUAGCACUGUGUCGGUCCAGGAGAGGGGAUCAGGCUCGGGGUCCUUCCACUCCCAGAUCUUCCAUCCCCCCUUGGAGCGGCAGGACACCUCCACUAGGGGCACACAGCGCAGCUGCCUGUCAAGGGACAAGAAGAUUGCCAAGUCGCUGGCUGUCAUCGUGUGUGUGUUUGCUGUGUGCUGGGCGCCCUACACCCUCCUGAUGAUCAUCAGAGCCGCCUGUAAGGGACGCUGCGUCCAGCACCACUGGUAUGAGGUCACCUUCUGGCUGCUGUGGCUCAACUCGGCCAUUAACCCUUUCCUCUACCCGCUCUGUCACAGCAGCUUCCGCAGGGCCUUCGGCAGGAUCCUGUGUCCCAGACGGAGGGCAACUCAGCUGGCCACCGACUGACCUGCAGUAUGGCCAAUCACUUAAGGGCCUCUACUGUAUCGUGAUGCAUAGGCCAGUAGCCAGAGAGGUGGUGACCCAAAGGAGAUAAUCAAGACUAAAACUGAUACUUUAGCAAUGAACAUUUUUAAUGGAACAAAACAGAUUGUCUUACAUGUGAUAGGCCAGUGGCCAGAGAAGUGGGGUGAAUCUCGAAAGCCGAAAUGACUCAAAGGUGAUACUACAUAAACUCAAAGGCGAUACUACCCACUGGCACAAACUGGUUGAAUCAAUGUUGUUUCAACGUAAUUUGUCAACGUCUUGUGACGUGGAAUCUAAGUGGAAAAUACAAAAAGUCAUCAAC
Messenger RNA from Oncorhynchus tshawytscha (Chinook salmon), 1970 nucleotides. Its product is annotated as histamine H3 receptor-like. Lineage: Eukaryota; Metazoa; Chordata; Actinopteri; Salmoniformes; Salmonidae. Gene Ontology annotation, molecular function: histamine receptor activity. Gene Ontology annotation, cellular component: membrane. Gene Ontology annotation, biological process: adenylate cyclase-activating adrenergic receptor signaling pathway. The coding region runs from base 428 to 1630 and encodes 400 amino acids. The transcript is spliced from 3 exons. The record is from RefSeq and is a predicted model, not a curated record.